AUGAAGGUGAAGAAGAGCGGCGGGGCUGGGGGGGCGGCGGCGGCCAGGACCGAGGAGGAGCUGGGCCGAAAGGCGCUCAUCGGGCCCGACGAUGUGCUGGGGCUGCAGCGGGUCACCAGCGAUUAUUUGUGCACUCCUGAGGAAAAUGUUUACAAGAUAGACUUCACCAGGUUCAAAAUCCGGGACAUGGAAUCUGGCACAGUCUUGUUUGAAAUCACCAAGCCAGCAGCUUCAGAGCGGGAGCACAAUGACAGGAAGGACGUGGACCCCAACGCCGGACGCUUCGUGCGCUAUCAGUUCACGCCCGCCUUCCUCAGACUGCGGCAAGUGGGAGCCACGGUGGAAUUCACAGUAGGGGACAAACCCAUUAAUAAUUUCCGUAUGAUCGAGCGGCACUACUUCCGUGACCAGCUGCUGAAAAGUUUUGAUUUUGAAUUUGGCUUCUGCAUCCCCAGCAGUAAAAAUACUUGUGAGCACAUCUAUGAAUUUCCCCAGCUCUCGGAGGAUCUCAUUCGAGAGAUGAUCCUGCACCCCUACGAGACACAGUCGGACAGUUUCUACUUUGUAGACAACAAGCUGGUGAUGCACAACAAGGCAGAUUAUUCAUACAGUGGAGGACCUUGAGCCUGGGCUGGAUGGCUUCCUCUUCUUCCUCCCCUUCCCUCUGGAAGUCGUCAGGGAUCCCAACACCUCCAGCUCCUGCAGUGUCACCUGGACAAGGAUCCACCCACCAAGGACUCUUUGCCACAGUAGGAGUUUCAUGACAUCUCUCUUGAGCUCUGAAGCAGACCCGGUUCUUCAGAAGUUUUUGAGCUAAAAAUGAUCUUUGGAUACCACUUCCCUAAGUUCUUUUAAGUGUCUGCUUUGAAAAUGGCCUUGUGGGACCUGAGGGGUUUUGCCCUGAUUCUGUGAAUUUAUGUUCUUGCCCUUGAGUAUCUUUUAGGAUUGCUUUCCCAAAGAAUGUAAUCAGAGAAAACCAUGGGAGUGGAUGGAUGCAAAGGCAGAGGUUUGGGUGGUUGUUUCUCUUUGUGGAUGCUUCAAAGGCCAAUUUAACUUGUCCAGCCUGUUGAAAAUAUCGAGCAAAACAUCUCACAAAGGCAAGUUUCAUCUUUAGACUGGCUCUCUCCAUGAGUGUUUCAUCCUUUAGUUUCAGUCCUUCUGGGUAAUGUUCUGUUUAACCUUGGCAACACCUAAACCUGCAAUGAAGAGCAAUAGUUCAGUGACAGAGCUGUGUUAAUUGGGUGUUUUUACAUUUACAUUCCUUUUACAUUUCAGAUGAAGGUAAAAUGGCAUUGUGGGUCUAUGAACCUCCCUAAGUACAUUCCAUUGAUUUCAGUUUUUUUUUCAGAAAAAUCAGUAAAAACAGAAGGAUUUUAGCUUUAUUUAACAUUUUUGCUUUAUUUAACAUUCAGCCUUUUCAUGCCACACAUUUCCCAUUUCUAUUUUUUGCAUCUCUGCUCGAUACCAAGAUAAGGACUUCAGUACUGUUUGUUAGAGCAACAUUUUAAUUGUCUAGGGCAGCUGGGUGGUGUGAAAUUUCCAAUUUUCUAUGUGUAUCUGUAUUUAGAGGAGGUUAAGACAGCAUUUCCCCUUUUGUUAAAAACAUUUCUCAUCAGAUAAUAAUACAGGUGAAGCUAAAUCUAAUAAUCUACAACUUUAACACACAGCAAAACAUUUAGCAAGAGUUCUCUCUUCUCUUCUGGAAGAAGUUUAACACCAAUUUAGCCCAAGAAACAGCAACACCAAGAAUAAACAGGGGUGACCUGUUGUCAUGAAACCCUUACUCUGAAAGUCAGUUCACUGAUACUUAAAAAAUUAAAAAAAAGAAAAAAAAACCAACAAAAAAUAAAAGACAGUUGCAGUCUGUAGAUAUUUCUAUAAAUACUUGAUGUCUCCAUGUCUAAUUCUGUGAGUUGAAGUGGAACAUUCUAUGUUAGCCUCAGAUAGGUGUAAUAAUUGUAAUAAUUUUUAUAAAAAUACCAUUUCCAGUCGUGAUGAGCAUCUCUGUAGUCGCAGCCUGUGUCAGACAGGACAAACAAUUCCAAGUGUAGCCUCAGGCCAGGGAGGUUUUUGUGCUCUCGUUGGGGUUGUGGUCACUUUUCAGUGUGUCACCAUUUGUGUUUGGCUUGGCUUUUUUGGCUGCUGAGAGAGGAGGCAGUUUAAAAAAAAAAAUAAAACCCAGUGAUUUUAGGUUACAGCACAGUUUUUAUUAAGCUUGGUAGCUACAAAAGUGUGUCAAGUUCACUGAUUUUACACAAGGAGUAUCUUGUAGUGAUUCUUAUCACAGUGAGACUUGUAUUUAUCACUAUUUUUUGUCUCUAGUGUAUUAAAUCAUACAAAUAGCCUACAGCUGACUGAUCAGUUUGAGAGAUACAAAGGAUUUCCUCAUUAUUUGUGCAGUACUUUGAGCAACUGACCAUUAAUUUUAUAGCAGAGUGAUUACUAAAGAUGGAAAUAGGUUCAAAAAUGUUUUCAUUCCUCCCCCAAUUUAUUUUUUUUAUCAGGGCUGUUAAAUCAUAUAUCCAAUGACAUUUUGCAAGUUUUAAGUAUUUCUGAGCUUUGUUUCAAUUUGCAGGAGAAAAAAAAGCUAAUUUAAAGACAAAAUAGAAUGAAUAUUUAUAAUUACCACCCUGUACAGGGUUUUUUGGGGGGGUUAUUUUUCACCUGCUGUUCAUAACAGCCACUUCAGUGACUAUAAGAUUUUAAAAAAACUUUUAGGAAUUGAAUUUGCCCAGAAUUGCCAGUCAUCUAUUUAAUAUGUUGUGAUGAGAUCAGUUGUA
Messenger RNA from Melozone crissalis (California towhee), 2780 nucleotides. It is a transcript of the gene UNC119, whose product is annotated as unc-119 lipid binding chaperone. The transcript is spliced from 5 exons. Bases 1 to 624 code for a protein of 207 amino acids. Gene Ontology annotation, molecular function: lipid binding. Gene Ontology annotation, biological process: visual perception; lipoprotein transport; negative regulation of clathrin-dependent endocytosis. The record is from RefSeq and is a predicted model, not a curated record. NCBI's taxonomy places the organism in Eukaryota, Metazoa, Chordata, Aves, Passeriformes, Passerellidae. Gene Ontology annotation, cellular component: centrosome; intercellular bridge; spindle midzone.